Molecule: messenger RNA, 3065 nt
Organism: Durio zibethinus
Lineage: Eukaryota; Viridiplantae; Streptophyta; Magnoliopsida; Malvales; Malvaceae
Source: RefSeq, a predicted model, not a curated record
GAUUCUUCUUGGAAAAAGAAAGUUUCCGUUGCCGGGACUCGAACCCGGGUCUUUCGGGUGAGAGCCGAAUAUCCUAACCAACUAGACUACAACGGAUUGUUGAUGAUGCUACUAUAAGAGAAAUCUAUCACUAAAUAAACAAUCGAUCGGUGACUAAAAACAGGAUGUUCACAGCUCAAUUUGGAAACUGAAAUUUUUUUGGUUAAGUGAAGAAAGUCCAGCACUUUCCUAUAAACUCUGCAAUUCUCAACUGAGAGUGAAAAAGGGUUUAAGCCCUUUAAAUUUAAAGCUUUUUUUUUUUUAAUCUCACAGAUUCCAAAAAUGGAAUCUUUGAGACACAUUGGCAUCGGCUUGUUCACUCCCACUUUAACUCCAUUGCCUCACCCCCGAAAACCAUCCAAACUCCACCACCCUUCAACCGCCACCGUCUGCGCCGCCAGUAAAUGGGCUGACCGCCUCCUCGCCGACUUCCAAUUCCUCCCAACCACCACCGACAACUCUUUCUCCUCCUCAACCAUCACUCUCUCUCCCCCUUUCCCUCCCCCUCUCUCCCCGUCUCCUCCCGAACGCCACGUGUCCAUCCCCCUCGAUUUCUACAAGGUGUUAGGAGCUGAGACUCAUUUUCUAGGUGAUGGAAUCAAAAGAGCCUAUGAAGCAAGGGUUGCCAAACCGCCUCAACAUGGGUUCAGUCAAGACACCUUAAUUAGCCGAAGACAGAUUCUUCAAGCCGCCUGUGAAACCCUAGCUAACCCUGGCUCUAGACGAAAUUACAAUCAAGGCCUUGUCGAUGAUGAGCGUGACACUAUCAUCACUCAAGUUCCCUGGGACAAGAUUCCUGGAGCAUUGUGCGUUUUGCAAGAAGCAGGGGAAACUGAAGUGGUGCUUCGAAUUGGGGAGAGUUUACUGAGAGAGAGGCUGCCGAAGGCAUUUAAGCAGGAUGUCGUUCUGGCAAUGGCCCUUGCUUACGUGGACUUGUCAAGGGAUGCUAUGGCAUUGAAUCCGCCGGAUUUUAUUAGUGGCUGUGAGGUGCUUGAGAGGGCUUUGAAGCUGUUGCAGGAGGAAGGAGCCAGCAGUCUUGCACCAGAUUUGCAGUCUCAGAUUGAUGAGACAUUAGAAGAAAUUACCCCACGUCGUGUUCUGGAACUUCUAUCUUUACCCCUUGAUGAUGAGUACCGGACAAAGAGAGAGGAGGGUCUUCAUGGUGUACGCAACAUAUUAUGGGCUGUUGGUGGAGGAGGAGCUGCUGCAAUUGCGGGAGGUUUUACCCGUGAAGAUUUUAUGAACGAGGCCUUCUUAUGCAUGAUAGCAGCUGAGCAGGUUGAUCUAUUUGCUGCCACACCAAGCAAUAUUCCUGCAGAAAGUUUUGAAGUUUAUGGAGUAGCACUUGCACUUGUUGCUCAAGCAUUUCUGAGCAAGAAACCUCAUCUCAUCAGAGAUGCUGAUAACCUCUUCCAGCAGCUUCAGCAGACUAGGGUAACAACUCUAGGGAACUCUGUCUCUCUCUAUACUCCUGUGGAAAACCAUGAGAUAGACUUUGCUUUGGAAAGGGGUCUCUGUUCAUUGCUUGUGGGGGAGCUUGAUGAGUGUCGCUCAUGGUUGGGCUUAGACAGUGAUAGCUCCCCUUAUAGAAAUCCAUCUAUUGUAGGUUUUGUCUUGGAAAACUCAAAGGAUGAUGAUGACAGAGAUCUUCCUGGGCUUUGCAAACUAUUGGAGGCGUGGCUAAUGGAGGUGGUUUUUCCAAGAUUUAGAGACACCAAAGAUAAACAAUUCAAGCUUGGAGAUUAUUAUGAUGAGCCUACUGUCUUGAGAUAUUUAGAAAGGCUUGAGGGAGUGGGCGGUUCACCCUUAGCUGCAGCAGCAGCUAUAGUGAGGAUAGGUGCAGAGGCUACUGCAGUUCUUGAUCAUGUAAAGGCUAGUGCAAUUCAGGCAUUGCAGAAGGUGUUUCCUCUUCGUCGCUCGGAAGAGAGUGUGAGACAUCAAUUAGAUGGUGAGAUGAACAGCUUUUUCCCUGCCACCGAAAAUGAAGGGACACUGGGGAAACCUGAUCAAGAGGAUGCUGCCAUCGUAGAAGAGAUUCCUGGGAUAAGUAGUUUGGAAGAAGUGUAUGAAGAAGAAACAAUGACUGACAAAAUUAAAGAUGCUAGUGUCAAGAUCAUGUCUGCUGGUGUGAUAAUUGGACUGAUGACGUUGGCUGGCUUGAAGUUUUUACCUGGUAGAUCUGUUAUCGGCAAAGAAAUCAGCCCAGCUAAGGCAUCUAAUGUCAUUAAUGGGACAGAGAAUUGUUUUUCUCUCUCAACAAGGUCCGUAGAUGAAAAUUCGUUGCUAGAAUUACCUAGAAUGGAUGCAAGAAUUGCAGAAGGCAUUGUACGCAAGUGGCAGAACAUUAAAUCUCAGGCAUUUGGACCUGAUCACUGUCUUGAUAAAUUGCCAGAGUACCAGGUUUUGGAUGGUCAGAUGUUGAAGACAUGGACUGAUCGUGCAGCUGAAAUUGCCCAGCUUGGUUGGAUAUAUGAAUGUAGUCUACUGAACCUGGCAAUUGACAGUGUUACUCUUUCACUAGAUGGGCAGCGUGCGGUAGUGGAAGCAACUCUUGAAGAGUCCACCCACUUGACUGAUGUUCAUCAUCCAGAGAACAAUGCCUCUAAUGUACAAUCCUACACAACAAGAUAUGAGAUGUCUAGUUCCAAGUCUGGCUGGAAAAUCACCGAAGGAUCUGUCUACAAAUCAUAGAUGACAUAAAACAUAAGAAGGCUGAAAGCUCAGAAAUGAAUGCCGACUUUAUCUUUUUUCCAUAGCUAUUUUUAGUGUCAUAUUUGCCGAAAACAGAGCAUGCAUUUGAAUCAUGUGAGAAGAAGCUCAACCCGAAGAGUUAAGCCAAUUUUCUGCUAUCUUCAUUUUCUUAUUAAAAUUUUCAUUAGCUCAUCAGUCAUGAGUUUUUGGUUUGGUGAGCCAUAUAAAUGCCUCUGACUAAGUCCUGUCUUUGGACGUAUUUGAAAAAAUACCUUCCUUCUAUUAUUAUUCCCUUGGCACAUCAAAUGCAAUGAGCAAGAUAUUGUCAAAUUGAA